CUGCCUUCGUAACAAUGGAGAAGAUGGCGGAGUGAGGAGAGGUCUGGGCGUAGAAGCCAGAAUCCAUCGGACACCGGAGGUAGUGGCCUCUCCCCUCGAAACAGUCAUCUUCCCAUUCACUCAAGAUGGAGAGUGCCGAUUCAUCAGGGAAAGGAAGCGGUGAGCAAUCCGAAUCUCAACGCCAGAGCCAAAUGGACAGGUUGGACAGGGAGGAAGCAUUCUACCAGUUUGUCAAUGACCUGAAUGAGGAUGACUACAGGUUAAUGAGAGAUAAUAACCUACUAGGAACACCAGGGGAAAUUACUAAAGAAGAAUUGUUGAGAAGGCUUCAGCAGAUCAAAGAGGGACCUCCCCAGCCAAACACCGAAGAAAACAGAGCAGGUGGAGAUUCUGGAGAGGACUCUUCCAACGGCGAUUCUAUAAUAGACUGGUUGAACUCUGUUCGGCAAACUGGAAACACCACAAGAAGUGGACAAAGAGGAAACCAAUCGUGGAGAGCAGUUAGCCGAACAAAUCCAAACAGUGGUGAUUUCAGAUUCAGUUUGGAAAUAAAUGUGAAUCGGAAUACUGCUCAACAGAACCCCACCCCAAGUGACCAGUCAGCAGAAACCCCUGGAACAGAGGAUAUGGAGGUUACCAAUCAGAGUGAGACUGAACCUGUGCCUGAAACCCCAGGUACAGCCCAAAGUCACGUCCCAGAUGAAGUACCUGCAGAGGAGCCCGUCUCCCAGAGAGGGCAAAGGAGGGCAAGAAGCAGAAGUCCUGAUCAAAGAAGGACAAGACCAAGAACUGAUAGAAGCAGGUCACCUCUGAAUCCUCCUGUUGAGCCGUCUCCAAGGAGGCCUCCCCAUGUUUCGUCACAGACUAUUGAUGCUUCUGUAGUGGAAGAAGUAGAAGGUAGCUCCAGAACGAGACAGAUUUCAGGUCUGGUCCAGAACAACCCUUUGUCUCAUGAAACAGAGGGAAGCUCUAGAACUAGACAGCAUGUUACGUCAAGGCAACAAGCACUUAGUGCAGAAGCUCAGAGUCCAAGUGCAGUGCAAUUUUCAAACCCAGAGACAAGAAGCUCAACCCAGUCACCUCCUACAGAGGCUCCAGUUUCUGGAGAAUCUACUGGUCCCAGUCAGAGGCCUCCUACCAUUGUCCUGGAUCUUCAGGUACGACGGGUACGUCCAGGAGAGUACCGUCAAAGAGACAGUAUUGCAAACAGAACACGGUCUCGCUCUCAAACCCCUAACAACACAGUCACUUAUGAGAGUGAGAGGGGGGGGUUCCGGCGCACUUUCUCGCGUUCUGAACGUGCUGGAGUAAGAACAUACGUCAGCACUAUCAGAAUUCCUAUCCGCAGGAUCCUUAACACUGGCCUUAGUGAGACCACAUCUGUUGCCAUUCAGACAAUGCUGAGGCAGAUAAUGACCGGUUUUGGAGAGCUUAGCUACUUUAUGUAUAGUGAUAAUGAUGCAGAGCAAGGCAGUCCUGGAGCAGCCUCUCCUCCAACUGCAGUGAGUGAGGAACAAGCAGACAGUGUUAGUGCUGGUGUCACAACUCCUCCUGUAGAAGUCCCAGAACCUCCAAACCCAGUGGAAAGCGGUGAAGGAAACAAUGAAGGUGUUUCCACUUCUGGGGCUCGAAGGGAGGGUCGUAAUAACAGAGGGCCGGUCACCUUUGAAGAAAGUGGAUCACUACCAUUCCUUAGUCUGGCCCAGUUCUUCCUCCUCAAUGAGGAGGAUGAUGAUCAGCCAAGGGGACUCACUAAAGAACAAAUUGAUAACCUCUCCACGCGAAAUUUCGGUGAAAAUGAUGCCCUGAAAACAUGUAGUGUGUGCAUAACCGAAUAUACAGAGGGUAACAAGCUACGAAAAUUACCUUGUUCGCACGAGUACCACGUCCACUGUAUUGACCGCUGGCUGUCUGAAAAUUCAACAUGUCCCAUUUGUCGCCGAGCAGUCUUGGUGUCUGGCAACAGAGAAAGUGUGGUGUGACUCACUUAAUACAAACUGUCAACUAAGUAGCUGGUGUUUCUAGUGCCGGGCAAAGGAAAGGAGGAAGGGGGUGUAUGGCCACUUUUUGAGUGGUGCUUAAAUUAAGGCCAUGGCUUGGAGUGAGUUCUCCUAUAAAAAUCCUACGUUUCCCCUGCCAAAAUUAAGUAGUUUAAAAUAAACAAAACUAGUUCAAGUACGUUUUGUUGUGUGAGGUUGCUAAUUGGACAGCAAAAAAAUGUUCCUCGUCUUUAUCCUAGUAAACGCAGUUCUUUUUAUAUUUUAAAUAAACUUUCAGUGCUGGAAUGGUUCAAACAAAA
Messenger RNA from Spea bombifrons (plains spadefoot toad), 2299 nucleotides. It is a transcript of the gene RLIM, whose product is annotated as ring finger protein, LIM domain interacting. NCBI's taxonomy places the organism in Eukaryota, Metazoa, Chordata, Amphibia, Anura, Pelobatidae. The transcript is spliced from 4 exons. The coding region runs from base 126 to 1982 and encodes 618 amino acids. Gene Ontology annotation, biological process: ubiquitin-dependent protein catabolic process; random inactivation of X chromosome; protein ubiquitination. Gene Ontology annotation, molecular function: ubiquitin protein ligase activity. The record is from RefSeq and is a predicted model, not a curated record. Gene Ontology annotation, cellular component: cytoplasm; nucleoplasm.